AUGUUGUCGGUAUUCGUUGCAUGGCUUUCCCCUCGCUAUAAUGGGGAUUCAAUUGUAUUUUUUAGGGCAGAAAAUGGGGUUCUUUGGAUUGGAAUUCGAAGAGCCAAGCGCGGUGUUGGCUUUUGUGGGCAUGAGACCCCAUCUGGGUGGAACUCUAGUGGUGCUGGAAAUUUAGGGGGAUUUUCAGCCUUUCUGAAGGAAGAUGAAAACAAGCUGAUGAAUAGAGGUGGUAAUAAUGGGAAUCUAAUGGAGAGGGGGAGAGUUAAACCUGAAUCGGUUUUCAAUGCCACACUUCUUGCUGCCAGUGGCCAACCUUUUGAGGUGGUUUAUUACCCAUGUGCAAGGACACCAGAGUUUUGUGUGAAGGUGUCAUCCGUGAGAGCGUCUAUGAGGAUCCAGUGGUGCCCUGGAAUGAGGUUCAAGAUGGCUUUUGAAACUGAGGAUUCCUCACGUAUUAGCUGGUUUAUGGGAACUAUAGCUUUUGUUCAUGUUGCUGACCCCGUUUGCUGGCCUAAUUUAGUUUUAACUUUUAGGUUUUGUGUUUGCGUGUUGCCUAAAUAUCUUGUUUAUUUUGAUUUGUUAAUGUUGGUAACUUGGUUUGUCAAAUUUUUUUAUGCAUCUUGUUGA
This is a messenger RNA of Fraxinus pennsylvanica, 627 nucleotides long. The record is from the annotation of a GenBank genome assembly. Lineage: Eukaryota; Viridiplantae; Streptophyta; Magnoliopsida; Lamiales; Oleaceae.